Molecule: messenger RNA, 1557 nt
Organism: Lasiodiplodia theobromae
Lineage: Eukaryota; Fungi; Ascomycota; Dothideomycetes; Botryosphaeriales; Botryosphaeriaceae
Exons: 1
Coding region: 1-1557 (518 amino acids)
Source: RefSeq, a predicted model, not a curated record
AUGCUCAAAAUCCCAUCCUUCAGCAGCCGCCGGUCGACGGACGUGCUGGCCGAGGGUGCGAGGAAGCCUUCGUUCGCGGUUCUGAGAAGAGGAAGAAUAGCGUCGGUAGAAGAAUUAGCGCCAGAGCAGCAAGUGGGGGACGAAGAGCUGGAGAGGCGCAGGCGCAGCCUCGAGCGGAGAACAGUCGUCAUCAGGCCCGACCCGGCCGAUGACGGAAGCCCCCCUUAUACCAAGGAAGAGGCCCGUCGGAUCCGGCACGCGAAGCGGAAGGUGGAGGGAGACAUUUGCUGCGAUGAGGAAUGGAAGCCUGACGUUGCCAUGGCUGCUUCCGCUACCACUCGUGGGUCGUUCUCGAAGCGUGUUCGGGCGUGGGUUAUCCGGUCCUCGUCAGCGUCUUUGUCGGUAGCGGACGACCAGAAGAAGAAAAGAGACGAUAUGAUCGAGGAGUUUGUUAUUCUUGAGGAUUUGGCAGCAGCAGAGAGAAAGGGGAUGUCGGUGGGCCACGGUGACGAUGACGCGAAUCCCUACGGCGUGAUCGAGUGGCGCGAGGGAAGACCACCGUCACGAGAGUCGUCAGCCGCUGUGACGUCCGGUUCUGAAGCCGACGACUACUACGACAACGACGACCAGCAGCAGUCGUUGCUGAACCGUCCGCCCAACAAGGCUGAAUGGGCGGCCACGGUUGUUGUCGUCGAGAAGAAACAACCUUCACCACAGCCCUCCACCCCCACAACCGGAAGAGGUGCUGCUGCCAGACCGACACCUCCGCUACGGCGGCAAACCACGCUGGAGAGCAUCAUCCACAAAGUCCCAUUUCUGCACCACCAUCACCGCAACUCGGACAAAUCGACGAACACAAUUGCUUCAGCUCGCCCUCCACCCACCAACCCCCACGACCACGACGACGGCUUCAUCGACCACUCCCCCAAGCCCUCCUCUUCAUACAUCUCCGAAGACGCGGACAACAAGCAGCAACACGCCCACCCCUCUACUCUGCAAAAAUGGUUCGCCCAGCCGCACAGUCGCCGCGCCCAACGCGCCGCCAUCUCGUCUCCCGACGAGUUCUUCGACCUGCUCGCGAAGAAGCACCCGCUGCUCUUCGCCAACAUGCCCGAGGUCCAGGACUACGUCGACGUGCCGGGCCCCUCGAACAAGCUCGAGCGGCUUGCCGACGACCAGCUGCCCCAGCUGGCGCUCGACGAAUAUGCCCACCAGGAAGAAGAGGAGGCGCAGAGGGAGCACGUCCGGACCUUGUUGCACGAGGCGCACGAGCUGUGGGUUAAUGGCGCAUUGGUGGAUUAUGCGAAGUACAAGGGGUGGCGGUUGGACAUGGACUGGGGGGAGCGGGACAGCAAGAAGGCCGGCAGCGGCGGUGUUCACGCCGCUGCUGGGGAGAAGAAGGAGGGGAAAGAAAGGAAGGACUCGGCUCAAGGGCAGACCGCGGAGGGCAAUCUGUGUUUAAAGAAGGUAAUGGAGGGUAUGGGCAGGAAAGUCGGGGGCGUGUUCACGAGGAAGAGGUCAGGAUUGGCGGCGAGGGUUGGAAUGGGCGAGGGGUAA